Hibiscus syriacus is the source of this 1372-nucleotide messenger RNA. Its product is annotated as peptidyl-prolyl cis-trans isomerase CYP21-4-like. The transcript has 8 exons. The coding region runs from base 274 to 978 and encodes 234 amino acids. Gene Ontology annotation, biological process: protein peptidyl-prolyl isomerization. The record is from RefSeq and is a predicted model, not a curated record. Gene Ontology annotation, molecular function: peptidyl-prolyl cis-trans isomerase activity. Lineage: Eukaryota; Viridiplantae; Streptophyta; Magnoliopsida; Malvales; Malvaceae.
AGAUCCAAUCGUCUUUAUUGAUUUGGGUCUGAUUAGAUCUCAUUCAAAGAGUUCUAAUAAGUGGGUAGAAAAUUUCUAAAUUGAAAUUAGAAUACUGGAAGAAUCGUAACACGCUUCAGCUGGAUCUUCCCUGUGCUCACGAAGGUUAUCAACUCCAAAGACCAGAAGAAAAAGUAACAAAAACUCCCAUUUUCUAUUCGCAUUCUUACUCUUUGGCAACGAGACUAACGCUAAAUCACAGGGUUUUAUUGUUGGAACUGAAGUCUUAAGGUGAUGGCGAGGAUCAAACCACAAGCUCUGCUACAACAAAGCAAAAGGAAGAAAGGACCAUCUCGAAUAAGUCUUACAACAAUUAUAAUGUCGAGUUUGAUUGUUGUUUUGAUUGUGUUUUUUGUCUAUGCCUCCUACAGACAUUGGACUCAAAGGUCGAGAAUUCAUAUAGAGAACAAGAAAUCAGUUAUCGAGGGGGACAACUCUUUCAUGGAUUCCAAGAAAUCUGAUCUCCCGGGAUAUGCUAUUUUAGAUACCACUAAAGGCUCUAUAACAGUGGAGCUCUUCAAGGACAGUUCUCCUGAAGUUGUUGAUCAAUUCCUUGAUUUAUGUCAGAGAGAACGCUUCAAUGGAAUGCUUUUUCGCCAUGUGAUAAAGCACUAUGUGAUUCAGGCCGGUGAUAGUGAUAAGUUAGGAGCUGUGGAGGGCUGGACUGUGAAAGGAAAGCAAUACAACCAACUUGAUACAAGUUUGAAGCAUGAAGCAUUCAUGCUUGGAACAUCUAAGGUCAAGCAUGAUGAUAAGGAAUUUGAGCUUUUCAUUACAACUGCACCAAUCCCUGAUCUAAAUGAGAAACUUAUUGUCUUUGGGAAGGUCACUAAGGGAGAAGACAUAGUUCAGGAAAUUGAAGAGGCGGAUACAGAUGAGCUUUAUCGACCUAAAUCUCCGAUAGAGAUCCGCAGUGUGACUCUGAAACAAAGCAUCUAAAAUCAAACAUGAGGAAAUAAAUAUUCCAUACUGUAUGUUCUGUUGUCCAAACAAAGUUUCAGCAGCAGCGUUAAAAUGGUUCAGAAGAAUUUGUGGUGCGUUCCUUUUUUGAGCUUCAGAUUUCAUCGGUCCUGCUUGUGGUAUUUACUCGAACUCAAGGUCUAUAGGUCAACCACCUUGUCAGUUAUUCGUUCGGUUCGACUUUUGGCUAUCCUGUUUUUACCCUAACUAGCCUCUAGCAUUUUCUUUUUGUUUUUGGAGGAGGGUAUCUGCUUCCGAGUCUAUCUUGAUAAGGUAAUGGACACUGUAUUUUGUAAUUUAAGUAUAAUAAUAUUGGAUGAGAUGUAAUUUACAUGUCAAACUCCAAUAAAGAAGUUGAGAAAGGUGCUUGCAA